Messenger RNA from Colletotrichum aenigma, 510 nucleotides. RefSeq lists its product as uncharacterized. The record is from RefSeq and is a predicted model, not a curated record. The transcript is spliced from 2 exons. NCBI's taxonomy places the organism in Eukaryota, Fungi, Ascomycota, Sordariomycetes, Glomerellales, Glomerellaceae. Bases 1 to 510 code for a protein of 169 amino acids.
AUGGAGGAGGCAAUUCACGUCGCCCAGACGCCCGCUCACGACAACGCCCUCGCGCGCUGGAGGAACGAGGACGGGCGCAUCACAGUCCACGACUCGUCGCGCCCAAAUAAACAGCUGGAGUUGGAUUGCAGCUCGUUUGCAGACCGUGUCCCGAGCCUCGCGCCGGACAUUUCGUUUUUCCGCCAGACAGAGGAAUACUGCGGACGGGAAACCCGCCCAGGAAUCGCUGUCAUUAAGUCAGAGGCUGAAGAAACUUUCCAAGGAAUACGGUUGGUCGGCGGCCAGCUCGAGCAUUGGGUAACAUCCCAUAUCAAGCAAAUCAUACCUGAGUCGGUCAAGACCUGGUGGCAUGAGUACAGAGCGGCGCUUACCAAGGCCGAGACUCAGCAGCUUGGCAGCAACGAGGCCAGCGAGGCUGUCGAAAUGGCAGGCUGGGGAGUGGAAGAAGCCCAGGAGCGCAACCGGGCAGAAGCCAGUAAGUUCAUGCACCUCGUCCCCUUGAUGCUUUGA